This is a messenger RNA of Durusdinium trenchii, 1638 nucleotides long. NCBI's taxonomy places the organism in Eukaryota, Dinophyceae, Suessiales, Symbiodiniaceae. The record is from the annotation of a GenBank genome assembly.
AUGGGAAGAUCCGCCCUCGACCUUGACCACUGGUGGGAGGUGGAUCCCAAACCCGUGACCGAGGAGGUGGCGCAGGCUGCUUGCGACCUGAGCAAAAACCUCCCGGACGAUGUAGGCGGGGGAGUUGAGGUUGACACCGUGACAGGUGCCGUCACUGCCGUUGGUACCGAGGCGUGUAUCGCGCCCGGUAUGCCCGACGAUGAAGACGAAUGCGACUGGUCCGCUGGUGAUUUGGAUGUGGAAGUCGUCCAAGCCUUCCCUGCUCAAGUUCCCGACCCUAAAGUCGAGACCAAGGGUGAGGAUGCUGAAGCGGAGCCCAUGGACGCCGAAGGAAGAGGAGAAGGUGUCACCGUUUCCGGAGAGGCUGAGAAGGACACUGUCAUGGAAGAUCCGGAAGCUUCGGAGCCCCACAAAGGGGUAGAAAUGCUGACCCCGAAAGCCGAAGAAAUCAUCGAGGAAGGUGGGGCCCCGUUACGCCGUCGAAAGAUAAAAUUUGGCAACGCCCAUCUGCGCGUAUUAAGAGCCGUUGCCGAUGCUGAUGCCAGCAACUGGGAGAGCCUGCAGAAGGUGAUUGGCGCUACACCCGCUUCAGCAAGAGAAAAAUCUGAGUUUUUUGGACGCCUUGAGCAAUUGGCUGACCUUAGGGUACAAAGCCUUGUAGCUGCUGAGAAGCGAGCGCAAGAGCAUGCUGAACGGGUGAAGCAUUACACUGAGGCGGAAUCUCAAUACCAGAGCGGAUUGAAUGAUGCCAUGCUCCGUCUCGAACGGAUGAACCCGGUGGGGCCGAGAGCGUCUGUGCCCUUGAUUUCAGAUGCCCGGCUGAGGGAAGACAUCGCAGCUGGAAAAUCCAUUUGGCUCACAGAGGUGCCCCCCGCCGAGGGGGGAGGUGUGCUCAAUAAAGCUUUCUCGGAGAGCGCCAAAGCAAACUUGAAAGAAUUCAGGCAGAUAUUGCGAGAAGAGGCCCAGGUCGAGGCGACGAUCAAGAAGAGAAAGCCUGAUUCAGAAAGGCGAAAGAAGAUCAAGAAGGAUCGCCGCAAGGAAAAGAAGAGUAACACCAAGGACGACGCCGAGAGGGACCACAACCAUGCCAUAGCGCACGGGUCCGUGGCGAGUUUCUUGCCCGGACUUAGAGGCGCAGUUUUGACCUUGGCUGUUGAGUCCGCUAACGGGAUGGCCCUGGACGAAGAUGUGAUGGAUGGGAAAGAGGGUUACCUAUUCGGUAUGGCCAGCGGGGUCCUUUUUGAUCUUGGGGCCGCUGUCUGCCUCUUGGGCCUCAUACAGAUGGUUGUCUUCACCCUUAUCUUCCUCAAAAGCCUGAUCGUGAGGCAAUGGGAGGGGACCCCCAAGAAGGGAGGAAACGCCUCCCUGGCGAGGAGGGUGGGUAUCAAGGGGGAGCAGAAGCAGAAGAACUUUUGUUCCGCUCACCCGAUGAAAGGCCGAUACCGCGUACUGCCAUUCAAGCCCUUAUCGAAUGAGCAGCCAAGGGGCUGGAUCUGCCCAGUGGCGACCUUGGCACGCAUUCUUUGCGAUUCGGAGGGGCAAGUACUGACAGGUGCGUCUCCUGAUGACUGUGCUGAGGUGACCGAUGCGAGGUCGGAGCAGCAGCUGACGGAGCCACAGGACUAUGGGCUGCCAUGA